Molecule: messenger RNA, 487 nt
Organism: Notothenia coriiceps (black rockcod)
Lineage: Eukaryota; Metazoa; Chordata; Actinopteri; Perciformes; Nototheniidae
Product: sentrin-specific protease 6-like
Exons: 4
Biological process (GO): proteolysis; protein desumoylation
Cellular component (GO): nucleus; cytoplasm
Molecular function (GO): SUMO-specific endopeptidase activity
Source: RefSeq, a predicted model, not a curated record
GUGCAGGUUCUGGUUAAACCAUGUUUUUGUACUUAGGCUGAUCCAGUACCCCGCCCCGCCCUCUAAAGGCCGGAUCUCGGUCACGAAGGAGGAUUUGUUGCGCCUUCGAGACGGAGAGUUCCUUAACGACGUCAUCAUCGACUUCUACCUCAAGUACCUGAUCCUGGAGGGGGGGGGCUCGGCCUGCGAUCGGAGUCACGUGUUCAGCAGCUUCUUCUACAAACAACUGAGCCGACGGAGGGCGGCGGGCGAGGAGGACGCCUUCAUCCCAGACCGGGACAGGAGGCAUCAGAGGGUGAAGACCUGGACCCGACACGUGGACAUCUUCUCCAAAGACUUCCUGUUCGUGCCUGUCAACCAAGAAGCUCACUGGUUCCUGGUGGUGGUCUGCUUCCCCGGCCUGGAGGAGCCUCAGCACCAGGAGUUCACCUGUCCUGCAGGUGAGCCACCUCCAUAGAUCAGGGCUUUUAUUGUGAAAUAUCAGGGC